GAAGCUAGAGACUAUUUGAUGCCACUAAAAAAAAGAAACCAUAGAAAAAAAGGAAAGUGAUGAAUAUAUAUAAAAAUCAAAUCCUCCAUAAUAAUUAACUAUAAGCCUACAUAUCCAAAAUCUUUAGUUUCUCUGUUCUUCGGUUUCCCUUCUACCACUGCCCUUCAUAAUAUACGGUAACAAUGUUGUUUCACCAUUGGCUGCUCCAUUUUACACUCAUAGCGACACUAUUCCUAAACUUGGAAGCCAUUAAAAUGAACCACCAAACCAUAAAAACCCAAACUUUUCUAUCCCCAUUAUUCACUUUAACUCCUGGCUCAGUAGUUGAGAAAUUCUUCUACAAUCUCAACUUUCCCAAAGGCCAUAUUGCAAUAAAGAGCUUCGAUGCCGAAGUCAUCGAUGAAGAAUCCAAUCCCGUCUCACUUUUCGACGCAUAUCUCCAUCAUUGGACACUCGUGAGAUAUUACCAACACAACAAAACCGCAACAAAUCACACGAAUGAUCUCGCAGACUCCAUUAUUAUCGCAGGUAAUAGUGGAGGCUGCCAACCACAUACAUUAUCAUAUUUUUAUGGUAUGGGAACUGAAUCAAGAAAAACAUCAAAUUUUCUUCCAAAUCCAUAUGGAAUUGAAGUUGGGAAUGAAAAGGAAGUUCCUUUAGGUUAUGAAGAGAAAUGGAUUCUUAAUGUACAUGUCAUUGAUACUAGAGGAGUGGAGGAUAGAAUUGGAUGCCUUGAGUGUAGGUGUGAUUUGUAUAAUGUUAACAAAGAUGAAUUGGAAGAAGAUUAUAAAGGAGGGUUUAAAUGUUGUUAUGAUACAGCACAAUGUAAAGUCAGGGAAGGUUAUGAAGGAGAGGAAAGGAAUUUGUAUGUCAAAUAUACAGUGAAGUGGGUGGAUUGGGAUGAUGAUUUUGUCAUUCCUGUUAAAGUUUAUGUAUUUGAUGCAACUGAUACAUGGAAGCCACUCACGGAUUCAACAGGACAAAUAUCUCAACAACAUGACUGUCAAGUUGAGUAUGAUGUAGAAUCUUGCUCCCUCAUAAGCAAGUUGGAUGGUGAGUGUAAUGCUAUCAAAAGGUCAAAGGUGAUGUUUCAAGACAAUGGGUUUCUUGUGUAUGGAGUGGCUCAUCAACACAUUGGUGGGAUUGGUGCAACCCUUUAUGGACAGGAUGGGAGAGUUUUAUGUUCUUCAUCACCAAUUUAUGGAAAAGGAGAUGAAAUAGGAAAUGAAGAUGGGUAUGUUGUUGGAAUGUCAACUUGUUAUCCAAAGUUUGGUCAUGUGAAGAUUAAUAAAGGAGAAUUGGGGACUCUUGUAUCCAAAUAUGAUCCUGCACAAAACCACACAGGUGUUAUGGGUAUCUUUAGUAUUGUGGUUGCAACCAAACUACCUAACUCAUUGUUUCACAUGGAAGUAUAAACAUGCUUGGUUGGUGACAUCCUACGAAAUUAAAUAAAUCCUCUUGUCAGGUGAAACUUAUUGUACUCAUAUGAUAUUUUGUGUAAAAUUUGGCUUGUGUUUAAUAAUAUCUAUAUAUGGAUUAAUAUGUAGAAGAA
Benincasa hispida (wax gourd) is the source of this 1552-nucleotide messenger RNA. RefSeq lists its product as uncharacterized. The record is from RefSeq and is a predicted model, not a curated record. NCBI's taxonomy places the organism in Eukaryota, Viridiplantae, Streptophyta, Magnoliopsida, Cucurbitales, Cucurbitaceae.